Messenger RNA from Paraphaeosphaeria sporulosa, 1285 nucleotides. RefSeq names its product cysteine dioxygenase type I. NCBI's taxonomy places the organism in Eukaryota, Fungi, Ascomycota, Dothideomycetes, Pleosporales, Didymosphaeriaceae. Gene Ontology annotation, biological process: L-cysteine catabolic process. The record is from RefSeq and is a predicted model, not a curated record. Bases 278 to 913 code for a protein of 211 amino acids. The transcript is spliced from 2 exons. Gene Ontology annotation, molecular function: cysteine dioxygenase activity; ferrous iron binding.
CGGGGGCACCGUGCAACACGCCGAACGCGCCGUUGGAAUGGCUGCCCCAUCGCGGCUGACCAGUGCCAUGGCGACACACGACCGACCAAGUAGCUACUUCUUACCUCAUGCCCGCCUCGAUUACCGCUUGUCGUCGGCCACCUUUGCAGCAAACUUCUCUUUGCUUCUGCAAUCGCUAGCCACGUACUCUAGAUAAACACCUCCAGCGCAGUCAGUCCUCAGCGACCAUAUCCAUCGGUCUUUCGUCCACCGUGCCGCUCAAGCACCCAACCCAGUCAUGGAGACCCCGGAGAUCACCCACGAGCGCCAAAGAAACGCAUUCGAAACGCUAGUUGACAACCUCAGUGCUGAACUUGGGCCCUGCUCUGGUAUCAAUUCCGAAGAUGUCGACCCAGGAAUGCUGGAGCAGCUGAUGAGGGACUACGUAUCAGAUGAAGCACAUUGGAGCAAAUAUUUCUUUCCCAGUCAGCACCAUGCCUACACGCGGAAUCUCGUCGACAAAGGCAACGGCAAGAGCAAUUUGCUCAUUCUUGUCUGGUCGCCUGGAAAAUCGAGUCCGAUACAUGACCAUGCCAACGCGCACUGCAUCAUGAAGGUCCUAAAAGGCUCUCUGGUCGAGACUCGCUACGCCUGGCCCACCGUCCAUCUCAACGAGAAGGAGGAGCACCCUCUGCAAACCAUAUCUCAGAGGAUGUACGAGGAGAACGAUGUAACCUACAUGUCCGACAGGCUAGGCCUGCACCGCAUUUCCAACCCUAGCCCAAAUGAAUAUGCCGUAUCAUUGCACCUGUACACUCCACCGAACGCAGCAGUGUAUGGCUGCAACGUCUUCGACGAGCAAACCGGCCAUGCAAAGCAUAUGGCCAAGUGUACUGUGUACUCGGAGUACGGCAAGAAAGAGCCGCGACUUUAAAGGGUUGCUAAGGAAGCAUGCAUCUACGAUCGAUCAUUGUCUGUAUGGCAAAGUGUUGGUGGCACUCUACAUCUAGGCACAUUCACACAGCGGUAUCGAGUUUACAUCCGCGGAAGUCGUCCUUCUUUUGUUACCACCGUUGUUUUCUGCCAGUCGCGUGUUCAUCUCAUGUUCAUAUCAAGCGUUUUUGGCGCAGCAUUUUUUAGCAUUUCGUUCAAUUCGACAUCAUAGCCAGCGUCAAACAGCACGCUACAUUUAUGACGAAGUUCAAAUAGCCGUUUCGCUUGUGCUCAUACUUGGUUUGCCAUUUACUUGCACGCUGAACAGCCUUCACGAAAGGUAGCAAGCUACUCUGGUCCUCCUGCAGUUCUC